Molecule: messenger RNA, 489 nt
Organism: Jaculus jaculus (lesser Egyptian jerboa)
Lineage: Eukaryota; Metazoa; Chordata; Mammalia; Rodentia; Dipodidae
Gene: C17H3orf86
Product: chromosome 17 C3orf86 homolog
Exons: 1
Coding region: 1-489 (162 amino acids)
Source: RefSeq, a predicted model, not a curated record
AUGUCUAGGAGUCAGCUUGGGCAGAGGAAGAAACCUCUGGAUUCAUUUGUCUGGGUAAAUGAGAUCACCGGAGAGGUCACCCAGCCCGCAGGGGAGGCAGCCGGGCCUGCAGUUCCAGGCGAGGAGCCACGGGAGAGGCCCGGGUCUCCGCGUGGGAGCGUCCCAGUCACAGUUGGGCAGAGACCGGUCUCUCCCGCUUGUCCCGAUGCAGUGCUGAAAGACCCGAGCUCAAGAAACUUUCUUCCAUCCACACCUGCCAGAAGCCUCUAUCCGUCCACACCAGCCCACAGACCUGGAGCGAGGAGCCUGCCCGGGUUCCCUGCUGUGCACCGCACCCUCUCGCCACCAGGGUGCGCUCGGCCCGUACUGCGUCCCCUCGGAGCCUCGUCUCCGCCCACCUGCACGCCGCCCUCGAGCCCUUCUCCCCCCUGGGUCUUCCCCUGCAAGCUGAGGAACACCCUGACUGGGAAUAACCGGUUUUCCUUCUGA